Molecule: messenger RNA, 3414 nt
Organism: Acipenser ruthenus (sterlet)
Lineage: Eukaryota; Metazoa; Chordata; Actinopteri; Acipenseriformes; Acipenseridae
Product: serine protease HTRA3-like
Exons: 9
Coding region: 116-1519 (467 amino acids)
Biological process (GO): proteolysis
Cellular component (GO): extracellular region
Molecular function (GO): serine-type endopeptidase activity; protein binding
Source: RefSeq, a predicted model, not a curated record
UAUAUUUAUUUAUUUCUUUAUUUACUGAGCUUAUUAUUUUUGGGAGAACGCAAUUUCGUUAACUUUUGUCUAAUCUUACACAUUACUUGUUCUGUUAAAAAAAAAAGUCUUGAAGAUGCAGCUGUUUUUCUUUGGUGCAGUUUUGCUUUCUUUUUAUGGUCUUGAUAAGGCUGAGCCAGGACCGAAGUGCCCAGCGCACUGUGCUGUGAGCAAAUGUCCCAGCCCCAGUUGUCCAAGCGGCUAUGUACCUGACCGGUGUAACUGCUGCCUGGUGUGUGCGCAUGGCGAGGGUGAGCCUUGCGGGCGCAAAGAUGACUUACCCUGUGGGGACGGACUGGAGUGCAAGCAACCGGCAGGCAAGCGCUUCGCAAAAGAUGUCUGUCAAUGCAAACUAGGAUACAAAGUGUGUGGCAGCGACGGCAACACUUACCGCAAUGUUUGCCAGCUGAAAUCGAUAAGCAGGAAAGCGCAACAGCAAGGACUGCCGACUAUUACCCAGGUUCAGAAAGGAGCUUGUGAAUCAGGUCCUCAACACCCCAACAGUCCAAGAUACAAGUUUAACUUCAUUGCAGAUGUCGUUGAGAAGAUUGCACCUGCAGUUGUGCAUAUUGAGCUCUUCUUAAGACAUCCACUGUUUGGGCGCAAUGUCCCUUUGUCUAGUGGUUCAGGGUUUAUUACAUCUGACACUGGCCUGAUUGUGACAAACGCCCACGUCGUAUCAAGCACAAGCACAAGCACAAGUACAGGUCGACAGCAGCUGAAAGUGCAACUACACAACGGUGAUACUUACGAGGCCACAAUCAAAGACAUUGACAAGAAGUCAGACAUAGCAACGAUAAAGGUUAACCCUCAGAAAAAGCUGCAGGUGUUGUUGCUGGGCCACUCUUCUGACCUCAGGCCUGGAGAAUUUGUUGUUGCUAUAGGAAGCCCCUUUGCUUUGCAAAACACAGUAACUACUGGCAUCGUCAGCACGGCUCAGAGAGAUGGGAAAGAGCUGGGCCUCAGGGAUUCCGAUAUGGACUACAUUCAGACAGACGCUAUUAUUAAUUAUGGGAAUUCAGGAGGCCCUCUAGUAAAUCUGGAUGGGGAGGUGAUUGGAAUAAAUACCUUAAAGGUGACUGCUGGGAUCUCAUUUGCUAUUCCUUCUGAUCGAAUCAGACGGUUCCUCAACGAGUCUCAUGACAAACACAGCAAAGAGGUUAAAGCUGUGAAGAAGCGUUUCAUUGGCAUACGAAUGUUUUCUAUUACCCCUGCCCUGGUUGAAGAACUGAAGCAAAAGAAUGCAGAUUUCCCUGAUGUCCGGAGUGGCAUCUAUGUGCAUGAAGUCGUUCCAAACUCCCCAGCUCAAAAAGGUGGAAUCAAAGAUGGGGACAUCAUUGUCAAACUAAACGGACGGCCUUUGUCGACAACCAGUGAGUUGCAGGAAGCUGUGGUAAAUGAAUCCGCGUUGCUCCUGGAGGUUCGCAGAGGGAAUGACGACUUGCUCUUCAACAUUGAACCUGACGUCAUAAUGCAGUGAAACUGGACUACAGCCAUUUAGAACUAUGAACAUGCAUCGCUGGUCCUUCAAACGAGGGUGUUUAACCUGGCCUUACUUAAGUGAGCCAAUGUGACUGGGCUGGAAGUCACUACUCCCAAUUAUUGCAGGACUGGCUACAAAUAUAGAAGCAUACUGAACCAGUGAUGAGUGAUUUAAGGUUUUGAGUAUUUUUCCCAAUUAUAUUUACAACAUUUCAUUUGUUUAAUUUAGUUGUCACUUAGAAUUUUCUUCAGCACCUUUUUUGCACACAAUACUGUAUGAAAAACAACAGGUAAUGUUUUGAGUUGAAAUAUAUCAUCUUGCUGUACUUCAGAGAGUACAGCAUAUGGAUUUCACUAUAUUCUAUAUAAAAUGACGUUGGUUCAGGAAACCUAAACUUAUGUAACAUAUAAGUUCACAUAUAAAAGUGGGCCAUAUAUACUGUAUGUAAGAGAAGACUGCGGACCAGAUGAGCAGAUGAGUUUAUCUUGGGUGAUCUACAGAAUAAUUCUUAUAGAAUUGAUGUCAUAGCAAUGUACAGAGAUCUAUGCAACAGAAACGUCACAAAAAUCAAGCUGCAUGGACUCACAGCUGCUGUAGCUCACAUUGUUAAGGCAAGCUUUUGCUGGAGAGUAUAAUACCAUUAUACCACAAUACCAAAAACGUGUACAUGUUUUUUUGUUCUGUUAGUCAACACUGCACAUUUUUUACAGAUACAUAAUUUCAUUUUUUUUUUUUUUUUUUUUUUACAAGAAAUACAAACAAAUAUCAGGUAUUUGGGACUUACCAAUUAUUCGCAAAGAAACCUUUAUAAUGAAUGCCUACUUUUGAAAAGUUUUCUUCCUUAAAGAGGACAGGACAUUGACAUCUUGGGACAUUAAUGGACUGCCAUGACUCCACCACCUACUUCAGUCUUAAUUAAAUAGAGAGCCUACUAAAAGUUCAUUGAAGACAUACAGUGAAGACAUCAGGAAACCACUACAUUAAUGUGUAGUGUUUCUUAUUUGGAUGCAAUACAGUGUCCCAGCAAAGGGAUUAGUCUGAACUUUAGGAAACUUCAUGUUGGAAUAUAGUUAAUUUCUCUUGUCUAUUUUCUUUUGUGGAUAUGAAGGUAUUAAUGUAAGCAGGAAGGUAUUCAACCUUUUUUAGGUACACUGGCCAGAAGGUUCCCCUAUUGUCAAAUAUUGUUUUUACUGUUUUAAUAAUGAAAAAACACAUUUGCACUAUGUCAUCCAAGUUGCUAUUUACCCCUUUAAGUCACAGGUUACAUAACAGAAUUGUAUUGUUGUGUUGAUAAAUGAACAUUUUCAGGAAACAAGCCCCAACACACUGUAAGAGCACAAUUCUUAAAGUUUACUACAGUAAACCAUAAAAGCAUAGAAAAGUGCAGAAAGUAUAGUAAAGCACCAGAAAGGGCGGCGUAUGGUCAGAAAAAUAACAGUAAACUGCAAAACAGGACCUGUAGAAAUGUGCCCAUUCCUCAAUGAUCCAGAACUUAUAUUUGAGCAUCAAAAGAAACAUAUCACUUAUAUGUUGGUAAAAUUCACUAGAUGUGAAAAUGACAAACUCUGUUUUAGAGCAGGUGCAGAGACUUUUUAUUGUGCUGAUUAACAAUUGACAUCACGAAGAUGCUGCCCUAGUCCAGCCUCCAACAUGCCGAUUGCACGAAGGCGCUGCUCUCUUGACAGACGUGGCAUAUUGUUUUUUUUUCUCUGAUUUUCUUUAUUGCUUUUAUUCCAGCUUGCAAUUCAACAGCUGAAAUCACUCCAUAUCCAGUGUCCAAUCAACUGUCUCACUAAUUAGGUGAUUAAGUGCACAUGCUUCAGUCAUAGCCACUCAAGCGUGUCAUGGUCAAGGAUGAAUGAUCGAGUGAUUAAAAAGAAACCAAAAACAUA